Owenia fusiformis is the source of this 8977-nucleotide messenger RNA. The record is from the annotation of a GenBank genome assembly. Lineage: Eukaryota; Metazoa; Annelida; Polychaeta; Sabellida; Oweniidae.
AGUAGAUUAUAGCUAAGAUGUUACGAUGCCUGUGUUGAAUAUACAAGCAGUGUUAUCAGAGGUGUUAGAAGUGCGUGAAGGGCCACUUAGUGAACCUGAGCUUUGGAGUAUACUAUGUCUUGGUACAGAGGCCCUUCAGGAUUUAUUCUUAAAAGAUGUUGGUGCUGGACAUCAUGAGAGGGGGCCAAAAUUUGCCAUUACUCCCUCCUCUCUAACUCUUACCCACAAUGGUAGGGUCAGAUUUGUUACUACCCAAGGGCUUGAUUCCCUGUCCCCUGACAGCCAGUAUAUCCCACCAGAUAUGGAUGAUGUGGAAAUGAAUGAAACUAACAUUGAGAAGAUGUACGUGUAUAUGUUGGGCAUGACCCUCUACUCCGCAGCUGAUUAUACCCUACAAGAGUCUGAGACCCUCAAUCUGAGCAAGCAGCUUGAUCAGUUACUAUGUGGUAUGUGUGAGGAGGAGACUAACAACAGAGUUGCCUUGGUGCAUGUUCUACAGGCAUGCAGCACUGAAGGACCUUUACAUCUUAAUCAACUCUCAUUUGUUCAUUACAACAUACAAAUGUACAAGCUUUUGUUAGGAAGUCAGGAGCUGGAUUUAUUGCCAAAUUCUGAAGAGGGGAGUCCAGUCUCAAAUGCUAAUGUCUCAAAGCACUCAUCUGUGAAUGCAGCUACUCAACACUCACCCACUGACCUUUAUAGUAGUAGGUCAAGGUCAAAUUCAAGGUCAAGGUUAGGAGGAUAUGGAGUACAUCCAUCUUCAAGCAGCCGGUCUCAUUCUUUGCCAAAUAGUAAAAAGAAAAAUGGCGCUCUAAUGGAUCGUUACAUUCAUGACACUGCCAGAACAUUACUUCACAGAGACAGUCUUGAAAGCUCUGAAGACUAUAGUAACACAAAAUACAGAACUCUGUCUCCUCGGCAAAAUUCUCAUAAGCAUUUAAGAGGAUCUCAUAAUUCUUCAAACAAUAUAUCAAAUGGGUCUUCAGCACAAGGCAGAUCUUAUCAUUUGUCAGAUAUUUCAUUAAAUUCCAACCCAAGUCAUUUACAAAGUCGGACAUUAGGGAUUUUAGAGGCAGGUAGACAGUCUCGGAAAUCUAGACACGAUACAUAUAAACGUUUAAAUGAACGGAGAAAAAAAUUGCUAAUUUUACGGCGUGGACUUGACAUUGAAGAUUAUACUCAGGGAGAUGUUGUAUCCCUCGCUAGUUAUUCAACUGAUUAUGGGGACAGAAAAUCACUGAUUUCAGCAACAUCAUAUACACAUGGUAGCUACAGGCCAGAUCUUUACCUGAAAUAUGGCUCAGAUGUGGCGCUACAUCUAGCAAGAGGUGUAGGUCAGGAAGAUAGUGAGUCAAGUGAUGAGGAUGAUGUCUCAUGGUACCAGCGUGUACACGAAGCUCAACAGAAACAAAAAUCAAGGCCGCAAGCACCUAUGUAUGAUAACUCAAAAAGAAGGACUAAACUUCCCAGACCUUAUACUCCCACUCAGGAUCCAAGUAGUAAGAAAAAGAAGAAAACCGCAGGCCCCAUGGUUGUGUCUAAAACACAAACUAAAGGAGAAAAUAAAGAAAAUACAAAACCAAUACAAAAGAAGAAGGUGUAUUAUGGCCCUGAGUUCAUUGUGAAUAGUAAUGAACCGUUCAUUGCUGUUGAACUUCCUAGUAGACAGAAAACUAAAGUAAAGAACCUAAGAGAAUUUACAGUGGUUCUAUUAAAUGGACAGAAAUUAGCUGCUCUUUGUGAUCCGACAACUCCUUGUAAGGAGCUGCUUGACGUUGUUGUGUCGUAUCUACGUCUGCCUGAGCACUACUUCUUUGGUCUGACACACAUAAAAGAUGGAGAGCAUUGUUUCCUUGAGCCAACUUCUAAACUCCAGAAAGCUAGUAGAGAGGGGUGGAAGACCAAGGGUCAGGCAGGGAUGCGGGAGCCAGACAGUACAAUGCUCUACUUCAGAGUUAAGUUCUAUGCAGAUUCUAUUGAGUCAAUCAGGCAUGACACAACACGCCAUCUAUUCUAUCUGCAACUCAGAAGAGAUAUUCUGGAGGAACGUUCCCAGAUCACACCAGAACAGGCAAUAAAACUAGGUGCUCUAGCUGUACAGGCAGAAUAUGGGGACUAUGAUGUUGGAGCUCAAACGCAACCAAACUAUUGUCAAAUAGAGCAUUAUGUGAGCCAGAGAAUCAUACAGCAUUUGGGCAGUGUUUAUAUCAUGGACAAUCUAUCUACCUCUCACUGGGAAAACAAAGGACUUCUUGACCAUGAGGCAGAGAUGGACUUCAUAUCAGCUUUUAUGAAAACACCAGAAUAUGGCAUACACUUUUACCGGGUGUUCCGUAGAAAGAAUGAAACAUCCAGCCCCCUGUGGGUAGGGGUAUGUAGCCUGGGGGUAUUGACAGCAGAGACCAGGGGUGGGCAUAGAAUUAUCACCCACAAGCACUCAUGGCAGAAUACUCAGAAAUUAUCCUUCAACAGAAGACGGUUCAGUGUGUUGCCAAAAUCUUCAAGUGGGGCCAUGAAACUGACUAAAUUAAGCUAUUAUACAGAUAGUUACCGCAAGGGUCAAUACUUGCUACAGUUUGCCACAUCUCACCAUGUGUUUCACCUUAAGAUGCGGGCAAGAGCACAAAGCUUUGAGAGGUUUCAACCAAACAAUGGCCACCAACAAGAAUCCCCUGAGCCUGUUCAAAGUGGAAGUCAGGUCCCUGAUGAUACUAGGCGACCACGGUACAGUCAACAAGAGUACAGUGAACAGCCAGAUACUCUCUCUCAAGGUGAUGUUGAUGAUGCUGAAGAUAUGGUUGACUACUUCAAUGAUGACCUUGACAGCUAUGAAGAGAGUGACCAGGAGAUGCCCAAUGAUGACCAGAUGGACAUACAUGAGGUGUCAAAUGACCAACACCACGAGCCCAAUAAUUCUACCAAGGCAAGUCGCACCAGUAAAUACUCAAAUCGUACACCUAUGUCAUCUCAGCGUCCCCCUUCCAACACAGACAGCACACCCCCAGAGCCACCUCAGCGUAGCAGUGCCUCCCAUUAUUACACAGAACCUGAGGGGGCAUAUGGAAGACCCAAGGGGGCACACUCUAGACUGGAGGGGGCACACCCACAUGCAGGUCUUCAUUCUUACAACCAAAGAGGUCAUGCUCCAACCUACGAGAGCCCCAUGAAAACACCCAAGGCCUAUGUAGUUGAUGAGAGUGUCCAUUCUGUUGAUAAAACACUCCUUCCUGCAGAGGAAACUAUAAGUGAUUCAUUAUACAGAAGAAUGGACAAUAUCCCAUCUCCAGAGGUGCCAGAACGGCGCGUUAUUGUCGUUGAGUUGACGAAGGUGGUGCCAUAUGGUAUAGGGCUUACUAUAGUAGGGGGAGAGAGUACCAACUCACUGGAUCUGGGAAUAUUUGUCAAGUCUAUCAUACCUGAAGGCCCAGCACACAGAGAUGGUCGAUUACAGGUUGGGGAUAGAAUCAUUGCCAUCAAUGGCCAGAGCCUUGAGGGGAUGGCCCACAAUGAAACUGUAGGGCUGAUUAAACAGUCCCCUGGAGUGGUUCAACUACUCGUAUCUCAGCUUGUUCCCCUCAGAGGCACCCCAUCACCCCUUCCAGUAGUAGGCUCUUCCAUGGAUACUCACAUGGCAGGAAGAUCUGUGAUGUCAAAAAUGGAGACCCCACAUUCAGGAAGUAAUGCAAGAUCUCAAAAUAGUGCCUAUCGCCAACACCAGAGGGCAGAGUAUGAUAAAGAUAAUCACACAGGGAAUUAUGGGAACACAGAUACGGAAGUUGAAAUGAUUUUACCUCAGGCAAGAACAAUUCCUAAACCUCCACGGAAAUCCUCGAAAUCCAGAAAUUCUGCAGACAUAUCAAAUCAAGGAUCUUUCAUGGAAAAACCUCCUAGGAGAGCCCACUCUGGAUUUUCAUCCCCAAGAAGUAAAGUAGGGGAUCAAUCUCAGGACAUGUCGCAAAAUAAGCCAGUCCCUGUGACCAAUCAAAACAGUCUUCCUGAACAGUCUAUACCUCCACCUAUUGGGUUCAACCAACAACAACAGUCUAAAACAGGUUAUGAGAGUGAAGAUUCCUUUGAGAGUGACAUAGAUGAUAUGGAGGCUUCAUAUGGAGCAAUGAGGACAUCUAUUGAUGCAGACCCUGAAGACAAUGCAUCAUCUUCAGAUGAGGAACUCCCUGGGUUGCAACAUGUGAACCCCUCGGAAUUGAAAGAAGGGGAUACAUAUAAAGUGGUGCUUCAUAAACUUGCUGGAUCUCUUGGAUUGAAUAUAACAGGUGGUGUAAAUACAAGCGUUAAACAUGGGGGUAUCUAUGUGAAAUCCCUUGUCCCAGGAGGAGUAAGUGACAGGGAUUCAAAGAUCCAGGUUGGGGAUCGUGUACUAGAGAUUAAUGGCCAGUCUCUAACUGGCUUUACACACAAACAAGCUGUUCAGACCCUCAGAGAAUCCCCUGAUGUCUGUACCCUUUAUAUGGAGAGAGGUGUCCUGCCAAAGAACUCGAGGAUGGAGACCCCAAAGCCAAUGACCCCCAGCCCAUUCCCAUCUACUUCAACUCCUACACGUAAUACUACAGAGGGGACAUAUUCUUCCCCAGCAUUGACAGUAGGAAAGGAAGCCGAGUUUACUACUUCAGAUGCCACCCAGUCUUAUCCAAGUCAGGGCCCUACACCAUCAAACUCAAACCCUGAUACUGCUCAGCAUACUAAACAACCUGAAGGAGCUACACCCAAGAGGUCUUUGUUUGUUACCCCUGGGGAAUCCAGUUAUUCCCAAAGUCCUAAUACAACAGUAGAAGAGGAUAUCUCAUCAUCUAAAUAUAUUCCCAGCCAGAAUGUGAACAAAGUGGACAAGCCUAGUAGAGUUGAUGAACAUGAGAGUUAUAUUCCAACAGGGCUCAAGCCCAACAAUAUGCUCAGUGAUACCAGAGAUGACACCAGGACAACCAGAGGUGACACCAGUCCUACCAAAGGUGACAUCAGUACUACCAGAGGUGACAUCAGUACUACCAGAGGUGACAUAAGCACUACCAGGGGUGAAGCCAGUAAUAACAAGACUGAUCCUAAAUCUGUGCAGGAUGAUUCAAAUGAGUUCAGUUUGAGUCUUGGUGACAGCUGGGAUUCAAGUCCUGAUUCUACUCUUAAUGAUUCAUUUAUGACUGAUACUCCAAAAGAUAUCUCUAACCCACCCAAUAUACCCCCUUUACCUUUGUCCCCACCCCCGGGCACGCUACCUCCAUCCCAAGGGAGCCUACCCCCAGCUUCAGAUAUUGACAAACAGGACGUAUCUGAUAAACCCCGUGAAGCUCCUGAUUUUCCAUUUGUUACAAAAGAAAACACCUUUGAUGUGCCUCUACAGAAAGGAAGUCAGGGAUUGGGAUUUAGUGUUAUCGGAGGUAGAGGGAGCCACUCUACAGACCCGUUGCAAUGCAUCGCUAGAAUACGUAAAAUAUUUCCCCUUGGUCCAGCUGCGUCAAGUGGCAAAAUGGAGGUUGGCGAUAUAAUCCUGGAGGUCAAUGGGAAGAAGCUGAAAGGGCUUUCUCACAAUGAGACAGUAACUCUACUACGUACUACACCUUCUGAAGUGCACCUUUUAUUGAGUCGUCCUGAUCCUGGUGUGCUACCCCCAAUUGCUGAUAUCCAUGAUGUUUCCUAUGAUCGUGACAUCAUGUCAUCUCCAGUGAAAUCACCACCAAGUCAAUCGGUGGUUCAGUCCCCAUUAUUAACCCCGAAGACAAAAGAGAGCAAAAUUAACAAUCAGACAGCGAACAACUCAAAAUUGAACAAUAUUAGUUCUCCUGGUGGAAGUGCGAUGACAUCAACUUUAAAUUCUCGCAAUGAAACUCCAACUUUAGAGAAAACGGAAUCUCAGUCUGUUGGUCAAGAAUACAGCCAAACACAAUCAAGCUUUGCUUCAAAUAAAUCUGUUGUCAAAUCUCCUGAUAAGAAUUCCCGUCAAAGCUCUUUCCAGAAACAAUCAAAUGUUAACAGUGAAACCGAAUCUGAUUCUGAAUUUGAAUUCAGUCUACCUGAUUCAUCUGUUACUGCAACUCCCCAAACUCAGAGUGAGGCUGCGACCCCUUACACUCGAAGUGGCGCUGUCACUUCAGAAUCCAGCUUUGAGUCGUCAUAUGAUGAAUCAACAACAACUACACCAAGGCUUAUAUCACGAGAUGCUAGCAUGAAACAAACAACAAAGACUCCUUCUAAUAGCACCAAAAAUGAUGAACACGCAUCAACGGAAAAGGUUAUGUCACCUAUUCGGACCCCUGGUGCUAAAAGUGCAACAGAUUCAACUGCAAGUUUUAAUGUGAUAUUUGAUGACAAUAAGGAAUAUGCGAGGGAUGUAAUGACGCCAUCUUUACAUGAUAGUAGCCAAUCGUAUAUUGAAUCUCCACCACAAGGGGGAUUAAAGUACGAUGAUAACCUAAAACCAGGGGAGUUUGAAGUCUCCCUUACAAAAGCAGACAAAGGAGGUCUAGGAUUCACAGUAGCAGGGAGUUCUGGGACAACAGGGGGCUGCUUUGUCAAGGCAGUGGUACAAGAGCCUGCUCUCUCUAAUGGCAGGAUUAGACCAGGGGACAAGCUUAUACAGGUCAAUGAACAGGAUAUGAGAGAUUUCACUCACGUUGAUGCUGUAUCAUAUCUCCGCAAAACUCCCCAAACUGUCAUCAUACGUCUAUUCCGUGAUCCAUCACUUGAUCUUGACAUUACUACCUCCCCUGAGAAGAGUCUUCAUGAACCACCACAUAGACAUUCUACACCUCGGAGAAAGUCUGACUCAGAUAGCUGGUCCACCUCAGAUGAGGGUAGUUCUGGUGUUCCAAAGAUCUCCGUAAAAAAUAUGAUCAACAACUUUAACAACAGUGCUUCAUUGAUCAAACCUAAGGACUAUAAAACUCAGGACGUUAAACCCCAGGACAGAAAUUCCUUGGAGAAUGAGACAAAGAAUGAAGAUAUUGAUGGAGAUGGUAGUAAACCUGGUUUAUUAUCACCUGGAGAUAGGAAGGAUAAGUCAGAUUCUCGAGACAGGACAUCCAGUUUCUCAUCAUUUGGUGACGUCAGUUUGCCAUUAUCUGGUGGUGAGGAAUCAAGUCAGAAACCUAGUGAUGACAUUACAACUAAGAAGGGAAAUGUAUACCAGCCUGAGAGUGGUCAGAUCAUCAUAGAGUUGGAAAAAUCCCAGGUUGGAGGUCUGGGGUUCAGUCUAACUGGAGCAAAGAAGGGAAUAUUCGUGAAGACAAUAACAAAGGGAGGUCCAGCAGAGAAAGAUGGCCGCCUCAGAGUUGGGGAUAGGAUUCUUCAGAUAAAUGAUGAAACGGUGAUUGGCAUGACCCACAGUAAGGCAGUAACAAUCUUAAGAAAGGCAAAGAACUCAGUUGUCUUAGCAGUGUCAAGACCUAAAGAUGAUCCUUCAAACAAUUUAAGAAAACACAGUGGGGCAUCUCAACCACAAACUGGUGCUCCCUCCCCCAGGGAUCCCCCCUCCAGGCCAGAGUCUAGGGAGGAUUUCUCUCUGGGGUCUAUGAUCUCAAAUAAUCAGACAACUGAUAGUGAACUUGACUUUACAUUUGAAAUCCCAGAAGAUAAGACACCUUUGAGAAAGCAUUCUGAUUCCCAGGGACAUCCAGUUGCUUCCACCCCGGAGCUUUAUCAAUCAGGGACAGGCACUGGGACAUAUAACUCAGGAGCAGAAGAUCGUAUUCAGAAGUAUAAACUUCCGCCCCUCCCCAGGGAUCCACCCCCAGAUUCAGACACUGAUUCUGACAGUUCCUGGGGAGACAAUGAUAGUGUACCCCUCCCUGGAGACGAAUCAUACCAAUCCAACAUGUCUGCCAAUGACAGCAUAUCCGCAGUGACUGAAAAGCUGACAGAUGAUUGGUUGGAUAAUAUGGAGAUUGUUAAAACAGUGGAUGGGAGGUUAUACUCUGGUAGGGCAUUGGAGAACACCAUUGGGCAGUUGAAGGGAAAGAUAGAACAGGAUGACCCAAUAGAGGAGUAUAAAGACCUACGUCAAGUGAAGGCCACGGAUCACUGUAGUGUGGCCAAACAGGCCAAGUUUAAGACAAAGAACCGAUAUAGGAAUGUUCUACCAUAUGAUAAGAACCGAGUUCAACUAUCUACCACUCCAGACUACAUCAAUGCCAGCCACAUACGCAUUCAUAUAAACAAAGACACACUUCAUUACAUCGCAUCUCAAGGACCCCUUCCAAACACCACUCCUGACUUUUGGCAGAUGGUCUGGGACUACAAGGUCAAGGUCAUCGCCAUGGUGACAUUGGAUGUUGAAGGAGGGAAGGUGAAGUGCCAUAGAUACUGGCCUGACUCUGCAGUAAGGCCUAUAACUGUAUUUGACAGGUACGAAGUGUCUCUAGUAAAAUUGAUAGAACUCGAGAAGUUUGAUGUCCGUCAACUGAAAAUGACCGAUCGAGAAUCGGGAACAUCUCACAAUAUUGUACACCUGAAUUAUACAGGCUGGCCUGACCAUGGUGUACCACACACAGCCAGGAGUAUAUUACAGUAUGUGCAGUUGAUUCAUACAUUCAACAGUGGUGGACCAAUCAUUGUUCACUGUAGUGCUGGGAUUGGUAGAACAGGGGCAAUCAUUACCAUAGACACAGUGUUAGCUAAUAUACAAAGAGAUCACAGGUUUGAUAUCCAUGAGAUAGUACAUACACUACGUAAGCAGAGACAGGGGAUGAUACAAACUAAGGAUCAGUAUCUGUUCUGCUAUUCUGCUGCUUCAGAAGCUCUGCAGUUUCUCCUUAACAAAGAUGAGGGUAAAAAGUGAUGAAUUAUUCCCAUUGGUUAUAUAUUCAGUAGGAUGGAGAUUAUUUAAAUUAUUAGAUCAUGUAUCAAAAGGUACAUGAUGUACCCUGCACACAGAGUCUAGUUAUAAACUACCCUUUGCCUAGUAUAGACUAUAUUAGUUGAAGGGAUGCAAAGGGUAUACUAGUAUCUAAUGGGAUAGGAUAUGCAUGGG